AUCAUUUGCUAAAGAAGAAGGAUACUGACAACUUCCUUGUUGAGGAAGGCGCAGGACUAGCUAGCUAGCCGUCGUGGUAAAGAAAAGCUAACGAUAACGUCCAUCGCAAGUUUAAAAAAAACAUAGAUCGAGUCUGAUUUUAUGAAUACUAUCGAAUAGUUACAACAUGACUGAUAGUCCAGCAUUGCCAUCAGGUGAAGACCAGAAUUUGGAAAUACAGGGCUCUGUGACUGUCUGCAAUAUAGAAACAGGGGAGAGCCAAGAAGAAAAUGCUUUUAAUGACAAGCAUUUCUACUGUGAAACCUGCCAUAAACUGUAUUUAGAUCAGUGUGAUGUUCAUGGUCCACCACUGUUCACCUAUGACUCUCCCACACCUAUGGGAGUUCCUCAGAGGGCUCUUCUCACUCUUCCCCAAGGCUUAGUCAUAGGUAGAUCAACAACUCCUGGGGCUGGACUAGGUGUUUUUAAUCAAGGACAAAUUGUUCCUCUUGGAAUGCAUUUUGGGCCUUUUGAUGGAGAGGUCAUCAGCACGGAAAAGGCGCUAGAAAGUGCUUAUUCAUGGAUGAUAUGCAGAGUGAGUGACCAGUAUGAUUACAUUGAUGCAGAGAGGGACACGCAUUCAAAUUGGAUGAGGUAUGUAGUUUGUUCACGGAAUGAGAAUGAGCAAAACUUGGUGGCAUUUCAGCAGGGUGGGCGCAUCCUGUUCCGGUGCUGCCGUUCCAUCUAUCCUGGGCAAGAACUGAAAGUGUGGUAUGCAGAGGAGUACGCUCAGAGCCUCAGCACCACAUGGGAUAAAAUCUGGGACAAGAAGUGCACACCUAUAGGAAGAAACAGUGAAGAAGCUUCACAGCUUUGUCUUUGUCCCUACUGUCAGUACUCCUUCCCAGCAGCUUUUUACCUACACAGACAUGUCAGGCGCUCACACCCAGAUGAGUACCCACACCUGUUGGAAGCCCAAGCUCUUGAGCCUAGUGACCAGACACCAGUUAUGAAUUUGGAUCAUUGCCUACUUGCCUCUGAUGCACCACCUCCAUCUCAAAUGCAGCAAAUGACAAAAUCCUUUCAGAGCCAAUUUCCAACUCUCAGUGGCCAGACAGAGCAAUCAAACCCAGCUGAUUCACCACAUGCAAAUAGCAGUAAUUUGACACACAAAACAGAACAGAGUAAUGCAAGUGUUGUAGAGGUGUCAAGGAACAAAUGUGGCGAAUGUGGAAGAAUAUUUUUGCGGUCAUGCCACUUAAAAAGACAUCAACGUACAAUUCACUCAAAAGAGAAGCCUUAUUGCUGUAGCCACUGCAGAAAAUGCUUUAGUCAGGCAACAGGGCUGAAGAGACACCAGCAGACCCACCAAGGUGAAAAAGAGAGAAUAACAAUUACACAGCAAGCGGAGAAAGAGGACGCUGUCUAUCCGUGUACUAAGUGCUCCUUCUCUUUUAUAACCAAACUCAACCUCUACAGACAUCUCAAAAGACAUCACCAUGGAGAAUAUCUAAAACUAGCUGAGAAUGAAUCUUUUAAUGCUGAGUCAGCAUUGCAACAUGAAAACUCAUCAGACAAACACGACCCUCCUUAUGAACCCCCAGCCAAGCUUCGAAGAUCAGCUUUAAACCCUAACAGGGCUGGGAAUCAAAAGAGGAAAGUACCUACGGGUCGUCCUCGAGGCAGACCACCCAAAAUAAAAAAAAAACACAUCCAGAAGCCAGUCAAGGACACAGCUCAAGAGGAGAAUCAGAACAAGUGUUCAGACGCUGAUCAGACUGCUCCUGACGUUGAGAGCACAGCGGUUCCACAGUGGACCAAUGCAGACAGCAAACAGUCACAGGAAAUGUCACAAGAGACCUCGUCACAUGUUUGUGGCGAGUGCCUAAGAACCUUCAGCCACCUCCAUCUUCUGAAAAGCCAUGAAUGCAUUCAGCAGGGUGAUGGCCCUCAUGGCUGCUCUCGCUGCGAACUCUAUUUCAACCGUCUGUGCAACCUGCGGCGACAUGAACGUACCAUCCAUGCCAAAGAGAGGCCUUAUUGCUGCACACUGUGCCUUAAGUCCUUCACCCAGUCAUCGGGCCUGAAGCGCCAUCAGGAAAGUCACUCGCGCCACAGAGCCCAUCGCCAGAGCACAGCACUGGCCAAUGCCACUAUCUACCCCUGCAGCCACUGCCCCUUCUCCUUUACCGGCGAGCGAUACCUGUACAAGCACAUCCGCCGCCACCACCCAGAGAUGACUACAAAGUACCUGAGCUUUAAUGAGGGCGAUAUGCCGUCCAAGGAACAUAGCUGCACUCAAUGCUCCAAAACCUUUCAGACAAUUAGGGGUUUCAAGAACCAUGCCUGUUUCAGACAAGGGGACCAGCUGUAUCUGUGUCCCGACUGUGGUAAGGCCUUCAGCUGGUUCAACAGUUUAAAGCAGCACCAGCGCAUUCACACAGGAGUGAAACCUUAUGCAUGCUCACAGUGUGAUAAGAGUUUUGUGCACUCAGGACAACUGAACGUCCAUAUGCGCACACACACCGGGGAGAAGCCUUUCCUUUGUGCUGAGUGUGGUGAGAGCUUUAGGCAGUCAGGUGACCUGAGACGGCAUGAGCAGAAGCACUCAGGUGUGCGGCCGUGUCAGUGUCCUGACUGUGGAAAAAGUUUUAGUCGGCCACAGAGUCUCAGGGCCCACCAGCAGCUUCACAAGGGCACCAAACUGUUCCCUUGUACACAGUGUGGCAAAAGCUUUGCCCGCCGUUACCACCUUACCCGGCAUCAUCAGAAAAUGCACUCUUGAUUACUUUAGCCAAAACCAUGGCUCUUCUGAGUCCAUUUAUUCAUUGACGAACAUAAUUUCUGUUAUGACCUAAAGUUUUCUAUUGAACAUAGUUCCUUUUAAAUUCAGCAUGUAGCCACAUGGACAUGCUAAUGAAACGCUUAUUACUUUCUGCAUUUGAUUGUUAGACUAAGUGGAAAGGCACAAUGGUCAUGUUGUCUAAUACUUGAGGGAAAAUGCCAUGUCAGCACAAGCUGAAACAGUUAGAGGUGCUUUAAGAAAAUGAUUGAUGUUAGUUAUUUAACAAUGCAUCUGGUAACAAAUGAUUGCAAAUGUGCAAAAGCUACACAAAAAUUUACUUCAACUAAAGAAAAUUUGUUCACUAAGCAUACUGAGCCUAGCGUAUGUUUUAGAUAUUUUAUAUCUAAAAUAAUCUGUGAUUUUCCUGGUGUUCCAGCUCACCAGAUGUUCCAGCUCUAAAAAAGACAUUUAAUAAAGCCUUAAAGAUGAUAAUCUUAGUGAGUUGGAAAUAAAUCAUGUGAUCAUACUUAAUAAAAGUUUUUGUAAAUACUGAACACCUGGAAUUGUUUUGAUGGACAAAUUACACUUUGUGGUAAUUGUGAUAAAUGUAUUCUAAAAUAUCAAUGAAGAUGAAGUCACUUUGGCUACACCUCCUGCAUAAAGUAGUUAUGAACCCAAAUACACCAACACCAACUUUUCUAAUAACUCUCAAACCUCCUGAUCAGUUAGUUUUCAGUUAACAUGUCUUCACAAAACUCUGUUAGUAAAAUCUGUUUGCAAAUGUACCACCAUUCAUCUAAGAAUGGCUGUAGUAGUACAAUAGGUAUAGGUGGUGUAGCAGUUAGCAGUAAGGCAAUCAAAACUACAGACAUUUUGUGAAAAUAUUCAUGAAUUAUGUUUUGAUGAUGAAAGUCAGAGGCAGGUAACUGUAACUUCUGACAUUCAUCUUACUGUCAAUAUUGCAUAUCUUCAAUCAGUCAAACUCUAAAGUUUCUAAAUAUCUUUACUGUCAUGUCAUUUUACGUUUAUGAGAAUUUUUUUCUUCAUGUUUUGGUGUCACUUUACACUUAAGGUUUUUUUUUUUUAGUUAAAUUUACAGUUUUUCCUUUUUUAAUUAAAAAAAUUCUAAACAGAAUUUGUAAGUUAGAAGACAGAUUCAUAUAUGCAUCAUAUGUAUUCAGCAUGUACUUUUGUAGUUUACAAAAACUCAACAUCAAAAAGGAAAAAAAGAUUUUAUUAUACAGUAGGUAGUAAAAGCUUUCUAGUAUCUUGAUUUGUUUUACCCUUAAAAAUAAAUUUAGGCUAUAAAAGCUUUAUUUUUAAAUUUUUUAAACAACUUAUUAGUGCAUGCAGUAUUGUAUCAUGAAAAUUGAUAAUAAAUAUGUUACCUGAAAUUGUUAAAUGUGA
Molecule: messenger RNA, 4171 nt
Organism: Pangasianodon hypophthalmus (striped catfish)
Lineage: Eukaryota; Metazoa; Chordata; Actinopteri; Siluriformes; Pangasiidae
Gene: prdm9
Product: PR domain containing 9
Exons: 6
Coding region: 167-2764 (865 amino acids)
Cellular component (GO): nucleus
Molecular function (GO): histone methyltransferase activity; protein binding
Source: RefSeq, a predicted model, not a curated record